AUGACACUGUCCAACAAAUCGUACAAAUCGCAAGAGUCCUGGAGGAAGAUCCAGCAAUUCCUCCCGCCCCGACUCCAUUUCACUCCCGAACAUGCGCCUGUUGAAGAAUGGUGGCAGAGCCAUGGCCACAGCAUCCACCUCGACCGCUGGCGGAAUCCCGAUGCCAAGGUACGCGUCAUCCUGCAUCACGGUGUCGGCACCAACGGCCGCCAGAUGUCCGUGAUUCUGGGCGUGCCUCUCCACGCGGCGGGCUUUGAGCUGGUCGCCAUCGACAUGCCCGGGUAUGGAUGCACCAAGGCGAACGGCGUGUACUCAUACGACGACUGGGUUCGCAUCGCGGUGGAUUUCAUCGACCACGAGCUGCAGAACGAUCCCCGACCGAUCGUGCUCUACGGACUGAGUGCGGGCGGCAUGCUGGCCUAUCAUGCGGCAGCCAUCAGCAAGAAGGUCUCAGGAAUCGUCGCCAUGUGUUUUCUCAACCAGCGCAACCAGCAAUGCGCCGAUACAACCGCGAGAAACGUCUUCAUGAGCCGGGUGGGCGUGCCGAUGGCGCGGCUGUGCAACAACUUUCUCCUCAAAGGGCUGUCAGUCCCGAUGGCCCUGCCAGUGAAGAUGUCAACCCUGGUCAACGAUCCGGACGCUCUCCGGGUCUUCCUCGCUGAUAAGACGUCCGCGGGCUCAUGGGCAUCCAUGCGCUUCCUGUCGACAUACAUGAGUUACGAGCCCGCCAUCGAACCGGAGCAGUUCGACGUCUGCCCGAUUCUCCUGACCCAGCCGGCCGAAGAUCGGUGGUCGCCGCGCUGGAUCAGUGAGCUGUUCCUGUCGCGGGUGCAGAAGGUGCCGGUGAAGAGAUUGGAGCUGGAAAAUGCCGGCCAUUACCCCCUGGAGGAUCCCGGGUUGCGGCAGAUGGCGGAUGUGAUUAUUGACUUCCUUCGGAGUUUGCCGGCGGUUUAG
Molecule: messenger RNA, 954 nt
Organism: Rasamsonia emersonii CBS 393.64
Lineage: Eukaryota; Fungi; Ascomycota; Eurotiomycetes; Eurotiales; Trichocomaceae
Exons: 1
Coding region: 1-954 (317 amino acids)
Cellular component (GO): membrane
Molecular function (GO): lipase activity
Source: RefSeq, a predicted model, not a curated record